Messenger RNA from Pyricularia grisea, 984 nucleotides. RefSeq lists its product as uncharacterized. Gene Ontology annotation, molecular function: oxidoreductase activity. Bases 1 to 984 code for a protein of 327 amino acids. Lineage: Eukaryota; Fungi; Ascomycota; Sordariomycetes; Magnaporthales; Pyriculariaceae. The record is from RefSeq and is a predicted model, not a curated record. The transcript is spliced from 4 exons.
AUGGCCGUCGAAACUACUACUAUAGUCGAGCCCAAGACACAAUUGGAGGGAGUCCUUGAGGAUCUGUCCCUGGACGACAAGGCAACCAUCACCAACCUAAACAAUACACCAAAGCAGGCAACCGAGAGUCCGAGGAAGGUGGUUCACACUAAAAUUCAGUUCUAUGGAGGACCUUUGGGGGUUGCACCGGAGCCCAUGAUAAUUGGAGGCCCAGAUGAUCCCAUCAAGCCAACUCCCAAAGUCUACGCCCCAGUGACCAUUACCGAUAUCACAGGCAAAGAAGACGAAUAUAGUCUUGCCAUACACGGCUUCCAGCUUGCUAAGCACAAGUCCAAGUUGGAAAAAAUCGAGGCCGACAUUAACAAUGAUGAGCUGGUCAAGAGGGUGCACUACCCCGAGAUGAGAGAGUUUCUAGAGGGAGUUUUGCACAAAGUCCCUGGCCUACCAAAGCCGCACAGCAUCCACAUCCUCACCCACAUCCUGCGCAGCGGCCCAGAGGACGGCGAGCCAGACAAAGGCCCUUACGGCCCGUUGUAUACUUGUCACGUCGACCAGUCCGCUUGGGCGGCCGAGGGAGUGGCUCGGCGUUGGAUUAAAGAUGACGUCGAGGCACUGCUUAAGCUUCCGCGUUACCAGAUCAUCAACAUGUGGCGUCCCGUCCGCCCAAUAGAACGUGACCCCUUCGCAGUGACGGACGCAAGGUCAAUCAGCCCCGACGACAUUGUGCGGGUGCCGCUCAAGUUCGCGGAUCACGACGCCGAGUCCAUCGAGAUGCGCGCCAACAAGGACCAAAAGUGGUACUACAAGGACCACCAGACCACGGACGAGGUGCUGCUCUUCACGCAGGUCGACACCACCAAGCGGAAAGGGUGGCCCAAGUGCGUGCCACACGCGGCGUUCAAGGACCCGGACAUGGAUGAGAAAAAUGGCCGGCCAAGGUUUAGCGUCGAGGUCCGGGCGAUGGUGUUUUAUGACGAGGAUUGA